Molecule: messenger RNA, 2398 nt
Organism: Pundamilia nyererei
Lineage: Eukaryota; Metazoa; Chordata; Actinopteri; Cichliformes; Cichlidae
Gene: cdca7a
Product: cell division cycle associated 7a
Exons: 10
Coding region: 129-1334 (401 amino acids)
Biological process (GO): regulation of DNA-templated transcription
Cellular component (GO): nucleus
Source: RefSeq, a predicted model, not a curated record
UGCGUUGGCGCGGGAAAUGAACGGAGUGUGGACCGCUUGCAGCUGCAGGUCCUGCUUUGUUCGCUGCAGAGCUGCUGCACGGAUUGGAUCCGUUUCUGUUCGUGUGUCACGAGUUUUAAAAGAAAAAAAUGCCUCUCACUCGCUCCAAGAAACUGGCCGCCCAGUCUCCAUCCACCAGGAUGAGCUUGAGGAGCUUCCGCAGCGUCCCGCUAGUCCCCAUUGAGACUUCCUCCUCUUCUUCUUCUGAUGACAGUUGCGACAGUUUUGGCUCCGAUGGAGGCUAUGCAAAUAUGAGGAACAACUUGAGGCAGACGAGGAGAACGGUGGAGAAGCGGAAAGUGUUUGAGGCUACCUCGGAGGAGGACACGUGCAGCGGGUUUGAGGAGAAUGUGAUCAGCAGUCGGAUAAAAGCUAUGAAAGUAGAUGCUGAACCCCCGAGACGUGGCCGCAAGUCCAACACCCUGAAGGUUGCCUUAAAUUUCCCCACCAAAAAGACGAGCAUGAAGAGGCCUGCAUCCGAACCACUGCCUCAGCCUAAAGUGCGAGACUCUGACUCGGAGGAUGAAGAGGAGAACUUCAUGAGCAAAAGAGCCCUGAAUAUUAAGGAGAACAAAGAAAUGCUUGCAAAGCUCAUGGCAGAACUGAACAAAGUGCCUGGACUCUUUCCUGGAAGGCGGAUGUCGUUAACUACGCCCCGACAGGCACCUCGGCGGUCCAUGGGAACCCCAGGAUCCUGCAGGAGAAACCAAGAGCGUUUGUCUCGGCCCCACACACGGUCCCGCUCCCUGGUGGACGGACCUCCCAGCCCACCUCCAGAGGAAGAGCUUGAGGACAAGUUCAGCCUGGUUCGCAAAAGUCGCUUCUAUGAGGAAGUUGACGAACCUCCCCGUCGCCGAUCCUUCACUGGAUGCAAGGCCAUCCCCCAUGUAGUGAGGCCUGUGGAGGACAUCACAGAGAUGGAGCUGCAGCGCAUCUGCCACAAUGUGCGAGAGAAAGUCUACAACAGCUCCACUGGAACCACUUGCCACCAGUGCCGCCAGAAGACAGUCGACACCAAAACUAACUGCCGUAGUCCGGAGUGCGUGGGCGUCAGGGGUCAGUUCUGCGGGCCGUGUCUUCGUAACCGCUAUGGGGAAGAGGUCCGAGAUGCUCUGCUGAAUCCGGAGUGGCAGUGCCCACCAUGCAGAGGGAUCUGUAACUGCAGCUUCUGCCGGGCCCGAGAAGGCCGCUGCGCGACGGGAGUGUUGGUGUACCUGGCCAAAUACCACGGCUUUGACAAUGUGCACGCCUACCUGAAAAGCUUGAGAAAGGAGCUGGAAGAAAGCAGUGAGUGAGACGUGAAUGCGAAGCAGCUUCUGCACCUGACUGACUUGCUCUGUGACCACUUUUUACACACACAGCCAUCACGAUGUUCAUAGCUUUGAAGCGUUGUAGCGCGUUGCAUUUAUUCCGCUGGUUAAUCUGACACUUCAGUGACAGAAGAAGAACAAAGGCUGUUUCUCUUCUGCACAUUUUUCUUGUCUGUUCUCAAGAACUGAGCUUUACAUUAAGGCUAGUUGUUUGUAAGCUAGGGUUGAGCGAAACACUCCAAAUCUGCAAUCUUAACUGUAAGAUGAUUCUUAAAUCCUACAAUGUACAUAUGGCUCGAAUGUAAAGUCUGUUAUUAUAGCUGAAUCAUCAUAUUUGCUGCAGAAAGGCUUGUUUAGAUGAUCUGCUCUGUUUUACAUUGUUUUAAAUGUAAUGAUUUUUGUACUGCAUUCAUUGACUGACCCCCAGUUGCAAAUUUAUGCUUGUUUCUCACCUCUUUUUUUAAAAAAAAGAUGUUUGCUUGGGAUGGCCUGUAGGAAUGGUCCAGUGAUGUGCAUGCCGUGAGUGGGAGGGGGGUGCAGCUGGGAAAAAAACCUAGAGGAACUGUGAGAUAUACUACAGCGCCUGGUUAAAUAUCCUUCAUUAGAUAACUGUCGCUAAUGGUGUGGAAACAAUUAGCACACUCUAAUGGGAAUCUCAUACCUGUAAAUCAUUUUAUCCUGUUAAAGCACAUUCUCGCUUUGCUCCAGUCUCUUUGGCUCAUUUUCUGCCUUACGCAGUUAAGUAGGAAUGGUUGAAGGUGCAGUAGAGUUAUGGCCUGCAUUUUCUGUUCAGAAGUGAUACUCGUAUGCACAAUGAGAUGAAAUUAACCUUUGUGCAGUUCGUCUUUGAAAUGUACUUCAUUUGACCUGGAAAUACUCUAAUUGUGUGAUACUAUUUGACAAAGAAUUAAAGGUUGGAGUUUCCUCACUGUAGGUGGAGGUUAUCUUACUGCUGCUUGGUUAUAAGGCUCUGUACACCUUUGGUGAUGCUUGCUUUGUGUUCAUUGGGUUUCGCUGUACAGUUUCAAUAAAGUGUUGAUUUCUGCAAA